Molecule: messenger RNA, 533 nt
Organism: Sapajus apella (tufted capuchin)
Lineage: Eukaryota; Metazoa; Chordata; Mammalia; Primates; Cebidae
Product: histone H4
Exons: 1
Coding region: 44-355 (103 amino acids)
Biological process (GO): nucleosome assembly
Cellular component (GO): nucleosome
Molecular function (GO): structural constituent of chromatin; DNA binding; protein heterodimerization activity
Source: RefSeq, a predicted model, not a curated record
CUCUGGUAGAGUUACAGUGUUACAAGCUUAGCAGCCUUUCACCAUGUCUGGUCGCGGUAAGGGAGGAAAGGGCCUAGGCAAGGGUGGCGCCAAGCGUCAUCGUAAGGUAUUGCGUGACAAUAUCCAGGGAAUCACCAAGCCCGCCAUCCGGCGCUUGGCUCGCCGCGGCGGCGUCAAGCGUAUUUCUGGACUCAUCUAUGAGGAGACUCGCGGAGUGCUAAAGGUUUUCCUGGAAAAUGUUAUCCGCGAUGCUGUCACCUACACGGAACACGCCAAACGCAAGACAGUCACAGCCAUGGACGUGGUCUACGCGCUCAAGCGCCAGGGACGCACUCUGUAUGGCUUCGGCGGCUGAGUUUAGCGCGACAGUUUUCUACCGCAAAACCAACGGCCCUUUUCAGGGCCACCUACCCACUCAGGAGAAAGAGUAGUAGUCACUGCUUAAAAAAUUUAUAAUUAUUUUCACCCUUAAUAGCUUCGUAUUUUAAGUUCAAUUAUUUUACUUCUUAGUUUCAUAUCUUACUGGCCAGUGA